UCUUUCUACACUUUGGAAUUGGAUGAGUGUUGCAGGUUUGAACACCUGUUAAAAGCGAUAAGGCCCUUCCCAAUCCGAACGCCACUCCAACUCCAAGGAUCUUCCGCUAUAUAUAUCCCCCCCUCAUCCCGGGGGUCAACUCUUUCUUGGAAACCCUAGAAAUCCACAGCCCACGUUCCGCAAUCCAAACACCCUGUUCCUCCUUCCUGCUUACGGUCCCAUCCCCCACAAGAAGGAUCUGCAAGAUACCGAGCGCGAGAUCGGUAGUUCUGGCCGUCGACGAUGGAUCUCUGUGACGUCCGCAGCCGCCACCGACUCCGGUCGGCUCUUGAUUCGUUCACGAUCGCCUGCGAAGCCUUCUCCGAACACCUCCGCUCGAUCCCGUCGCCUCAGGUUUCCCGUAGAUCCGAGCUCGAGGUUUCUUGAUCUCGCUGUCCCUUUUCGCGCCCUCUCUCUCUGUCUGUCUCUCUCUCUCCCUUGCCUUCUUUUUUCGUCUCUCUUCCCUUUCGACGUUGUGCGCGCGACCGCGCUUGAUUCUUUGAUUGAUGGAGGCCGAGGACGGUGAAUUCGUGGAGAAAGACCCGUCUGGGAGGUACGGUAGGUACGACGAGGUCUUGGGCGAGGGCGCCUUCAAGACUGUCUACAAGGCGUUUGAUGAAAUUCAGGGGAUCGAAGUCGCUUGGAACCGGGUCGAUGUCGACCACUUCUCGGAGUCGCCGGCCCUCAUCCGGAGGCUCUACGAGGAGGUCAACGUGCUCAAGUCGGUUAAGCACGGGAACAUCAUCAGGUUCUAUAAUUCCUGGGUCGAUGAGGAGAAGAAGACCAUCAACAUCAUCACCGAGCUUUUCACUUCUGGGAAUCUGAGGCAGUACCGGAAGAAGCACAAGCAUGUGGACAUGAAGGCGAUCAAGAACUGGGGGAGGCAGAUCCUUCAGGGGAUACACUAUUUGCACAGUCACGAUCCGCCGAUCAUUCACAGGGAUCUGAAGUGCGAUAAUAUUUUUGUGAAUGGGUAUGAUGGGCAUGUCAAGAUUGGUGAUCUGGGAUUGGCCAUUGUGAUGCAACAGCCGACCGCACACAGCGUGAUUGGGACUCCUGAAUUCAUGGCUCCCGAGCUUUACGAGGAGGACUACAACGAGCUUGUCGACAUCUACUCUUUUGGGAUGUGUAUGCUGGAGAUGAUUACUCUAGAAUGCCCUUAUGGAGAAUGCAAGAAUUCUGCGCAGAUUUACAAGAAGGUCCUCUCUGGGGUCAAACCCAUCUCGCUUGGGAAGGUGAAGGACCCUGAUGCUAAGCAGUUCAUUGAGAAGUGUCUUUUGCCUGCGGCUUCGAGGCCGUCUGCGGUGGAGCUUUUGACAGAUCCCUUCCUUGCAAUUGUUGGAUCGAAAGCUUCGAAGCCAGAAACAGCUCCAAAAAGCUUAUGUCCAUCCAACGAGGGUGGAAGAGGAACUGCUCCAAGCUCAGGUUUUGAGUUGCGGAUUUCCAUGGGGUGUAAUGAAUUUCGACUAGCAGGGGAAAGGAGUGAUGAGACAUCAAUUUCGCUGACAUUGCACAUCGUGGGUCCUGAGGGCAAAGCCAACAAAAUACAGUUUGCAUUCUAUCUGGAUUCCGACACGGUGGUCUCAAUUGCUCAGGAGAUGAUGGAGCAGCUUGAUUUGUCAAAACACGAUGCUAACGUUGUGGCCGAGUUGAUGGACCGGUUGAUCGUGGAGAUGGUGCCCAGCUGGAAAGCUUGUGUCCGUGACCUGCCUCAAGAAGCUUGUGUCCGUGACCUGCCUCAAGAACAAGUGCCUCAGCCGUUGCCUGCCGUGAACUCACAGAUCUAUAAGUGUUCGUUCGAUCUGUUGUCCCUUAGGGAAGAGAUAGUAGAAAAUAAUAGGAAGAAGUGGAUGGGAAAGAAGGGGAUACCAGUUAUCUGAUGUACCUUUUCAUUCCUUUCUUGUUUUUGCAAUGCUGUAGUUACCAUCAUCUUUGGAUGAUUUGUUGAUUCAGUCAAAUACGAGGUUUCUUCA
Messenger RNA from Rhodamnia argentea, 2012 nucleotides. RefSeq names its product probable serine/threonine-protein kinase WNK11. Gene Ontology annotation, biological process: intracellular signal transduction; protein phosphorylation. The record is from RefSeq and is a predicted model, not a curated record. Bases 546 to 1919 code for a protein of 457 amino acids. The transcript has a single exon. Lineage: Eukaryota; Viridiplantae; Streptophyta; Magnoliopsida; Myrtales; Myrtaceae. Gene Ontology annotation, cellular component: cytoplasm. Gene Ontology annotation, molecular function: ATP binding; protein serine/threonine kinase activity.